CGAACAGGAGGGUAGUGACGUCACGGCGACUAACGUUUAAGGCCCUGGUGGCCACGUUACGCGCAACUCUGCUACUAUAUCACCUCAGCCACUAUUACUUUCUUAUUGCUCCAUCUUGCUCUUUCCUCUGGUGACAAUGCGCGAGUGCUUGUCUAUACAUAUUGGUCAAGCAGGAUGCCAGAUAGGGAAUUCCUGCUGGGAGUUGUAUUGUGUGGAACAUGACAUCACACCUGAAGGUGAGAUAACCGUAGCACCAACAAACUUUCAAGGAUUCUCGGCUCUCGACACAUUCUUCAUGGAAACAUGCUCUGGGAAAGUUGUUCCCAGAGCACUAUUCAUAGAUCUGGACCCUACUGUAAUCGACCAAAUUCGUAAAGGCCCAUACCAUAAACUAUAUCACCCAGAACUACUGAUCUCCGGGAAGGAAGACGCAGCAAACAACUAUGCCCGUGGCCACUAUACGGUAGGCAAGGAAAUUAUUGACGUGGUUCUUGACCAUAUCCGAAAGAUGGCGGACAACACCGAUGGUCUCCAGGGCUUCCUAGUUUCCCAUUCAUUUGGUGGUGGCACAGGAUCAGGAUUCACUGCCUUACUAAUGGAGAGAUUAUCAGUGGAAUAUGGCAAUAAGAGUAAGCUGGAAUUUGCAAUUUACCCUUCACCCCGUAUUGCUACUGCAGUUGUGGAGCCUUACAACUCCAUAUUAACAACACACACUACUCUUGAACAUACAGAUUGUGCGUUCAUAAUUGACAAUGAAGCUGUUUACGACAUCUGCCAUAGAAAAUUAGGGGUCGAUCGCCCUACGUAUAACAACCUGAACCGUCUUGUUAGCCAGGUUGUUUCUUCUAUCACAGCUUCACUCCGUUUUCCAGGUUCUCUUAACGUAGACUUAGCUGAAUUUCAGACCAACUUAGUGCCCUAUCCAAGGAUUCAUUUUCCACUGGUCACUUAUGCGCCCAUAGCUUCUGUAGAGAACGCAUAUCACGAACAAAUGUCUGUUUCCCAGAUCACCAAUGCUUGUUUUGACCCUACCAACCAGAUGGUCAUGUGUGACCCGCGAAAUGGAAAGUAUGUGGCAUGCUGUCUUCUCUACCGGGGUGAUGUAGUGCCUACGGAUGUUCAUGCAGCUAUUGAUGCUGUCAAGAGAAAUCGGUUCAUUCAGUUUGUUGAAUGGUGUCCAACAGGUUUCAAGGUUGGAAUGAAUUCCAAGCCUCCUGCAGUAGUCCCAUGUGGGGAUCUUGCAAAAGUAUGUCGUGCACUGUGUGGGCUUUCCAAUACAACAGCAAUCAUUGAGGCUUGGGCUCGUCUAAAUUAUAAGUUCGACUUGAUGCAUUCAAAACGAGCCUUUGUUCAUUGGUAUGUUGGAGAGGGAAUGGAAGAGGUUGAGUUCAAAGAAGCUCGUGAAGAUCUAGCAGCACUUGAGAAAGAUUAUGAAGAAAUUGCCGGGGAUGGUGAUGAUGAUAGUGGUGAUGAAAGUAAGUUUUAAAGUCUUGAACUAUAAUAAAAAUGGUUUACACUGUAGUUAAUCUAAACACUUAAAUGUUAGAUUUGUUUUGAAAGGAAUUUUGACUUCAUCAUUCAAUUAAUCAUAUAUGAAAACAAGACAUUGCUUUAAGGAUUUGGAAAAUUUUAUGCAUUGAAAUUUCAAAUUAUGUCCAAAAUAUUUUUCCUUGUGAAAAUAUAGCUUGCUCAUGUUAUUAACAUGUGAAUAAAAAUAAACUGAAAUCUUGUAAAA
This is a messenger RNA of Cherax quadricarinatus, 1735 nucleotides long. RefSeq names its product tubulin alpha-3 chain-like. The record is from RefSeq and is a predicted model, not a curated record. Gene Ontology annotation, biological process: mitotic cell cycle; microtubule cytoskeleton organization. Gene Ontology annotation, cellular component: microtubule; cytoplasm. Gene Ontology annotation, molecular function: structural constituent of cytoskeleton; GTP binding. Lineage: Eukaryota; Metazoa; Arthropoda; Malacostraca; Decapoda; Parastacidae.